Messenger RNA from Trematomus bernacchii (emerald rockcod), 2276 nucleotides. RefSeq names its product XK, Kell blood group complex subunit-related family, member 6b (gene xkr6b). The coding region runs from base 166 to 1899 and encodes 577 amino acids. Gene Ontology annotation, biological process: phosphatidylserine exposure on apoptotic cell surface; apoptotic process involved in development; engulfment of apoptotic cell. The transcript has 3 exons. Gene Ontology annotation, cellular component: plasma membrane. The record is from RefSeq and is a predicted model, not a curated record. NCBI's taxonomy places the organism in Eukaryota, Metazoa, Chordata, Actinopteri, Perciformes, Nototheniidae.
CAAGAUGUGCUGCGUCCGUGGCGCCACUGGUGCGCUAUCCGGGGACGGCGACGCACAGACACCCCGCGUUUAGAUGGCUCCAACAUUUGGGGUGCAAAACAGGUGUCAGGGAAGUGUCGUCACGAACCCCGGAAGCCGGAGGAGGUGGGAACAUCAGAGGGAAAGAUGGCAGCGAAAUCCGAUGGUCGCGGGGUCGUCACCGGUUUCGCCCAGCUGCACAACCUGGACGAGGUGGUGGGGACGGGAGAGGACGACAAUCGGAACAGCAGCUCUUUCCAUAUCUGCCACUGCUGCCACACCUCGUCGUGCUACUGGGGCUGCCGGAGCGCCUGCCUGCAUUACCUCCGGGGAAAGGGGAAGGGGAAGGGGAGAGAUUCGGCGCGGCCACCGCAGGAGGAGCGCCUCUGGCUGGACUGCCUGUGGAUCAUCCUGGCGCUGCUGGUCUUUUUCUGGGACGUGGGGACCGAUUUGUGGCUGGCCAUCGACUAUUACCACAAGCAGGAGUUCCUGUGGUCAGGCCUGACCCUGUUCUUCGUGCUGGUGCCCUCGGUCCUGGUCCAGAUCCUGAGCUUCAGGUGGUUUGUGCAGGAUUACACUGGAGGAGGACUGGGCUCAGUGGAGGGGCUGAGUAACCGGAGAGUUUCAAGUCUGCAAAGAGACAGGUGUUGCCUCCUCUCUGUCUGGGUCUGGCAGACCGUCAUACACAUCUUUCAGUUGGGACAAGUGUGGAGGUACAUCCGCACCAUGUACCUCGGUAUACAGAGUCACCGGCAGAAGGAGAACCAGCGGCGUUUUUACUGGGCUAUGAUGUACGAGUAUGCCGAUGUCAACAUGCUGCGACUGCUGGAGACCUUCUUAGAAAGCGCCCCUCAGAUGGUGCUGCAGCUCUGCAUUAUGAUCCAGAGCAACAAUGCUGAGUGGCUGCAGUGUCUUUCAACCAUGUCCUCCCUCCUGUCCCUGGCCUGGGUGCUAGCCUCUUACCACAAACUCCUGCGUGAUUCACGUGACGACCAGAAGAGCAUGAGUUACCGAGGUGCCCUGGUGCAUCUGUUCUGGCGCCUUUUUACCAUCUCCUCACGGGUGAUCUCCCUUGCCCUAUUUGCCUCGGUUUUCCACAUAUACUUUGGCAUUUUUGUGGUGCUCCAUUGGUGUGCCAUGGCUUUCUGGGUCAUCCAUGGCGGCACCGACUUCUGCAUGUCCAAGUGGGAGGAAGUACUGUUCAACAUGGUGGUGGGGGUGGUCUAUGUCUUCUGUUGGUUCAAUGUACGCGAGGGCCGGACGCGGUACAGAAUGGUGACCUAUUAUACAGUAGUGCUGUUAGAGAACGCCAUCCUAAGCCUCCUUUGGUAUGCGUAUCGUGACCCAGUCACCACUGACGCCUAUGCCGCUUUUGCCCUCUGUGGUGUCUUCCUGUGCUUUGCCUCAGGUGUGGCCUGUAUGGUUCUCUAUUACGGGGUCCUACACCCCAUGGGCCCCCGGCUGAGGGUGCUGGCCAGCUCAUGCUGCGCUGAGCUUCUUUGGGGCCUUCCAUUACCCCCCGAGGCCGAGCCCAUGGCUCCCACACCUGGACCGCGUGGUUCUCAGGCUACCCCCACACGGGGUCUGGCAGGGGAAUAUGAGGAGUCAGAUGAAACACCCACGGACACCUGCCUACCGGUUUUCCAGGUGAGGUCCACAGAGCCUGUGGAUGCCGCUGGCAGGCCCAUCCAGCCCGAGGGUCCUCUCAUUAAGAUAGACAUGCCCAGAAAACGCUACCCAGCAUGGGAUGCACACUUUGUGGAUCGGCGCCUGCGCAGGACCAUAAAUGUGCUGCAGUACAUUAGCCCUAACGCGGUGGGCAUCAGGUAUAGGGACGGUCCACUUCUCUAUGAACUCCUGCAGUAUGAAUCCUCCCUCUGAAGGCAUCUUUUCCCACAGCUCUGCCACGUCCUCUUACACACUACGAGGCACAUACUUAUCCUUUCUUGGACUAUGCUCUUCCUCCUCUCCAGAUAUUAUCUCUUUCCAUUUGACACACUGCUAUCUCCUUCUCUCCUCUCUGAUCAUUCUAUUUUCCUGCAAGAGAUGUGUGUCGAGACGGUCGAAACACACAGCCAUGAUUUAUUUUUGGAAAAGAAACAUACAGUACAGAGAUAAAAUCAUGAACCUCCAAUAUCUGUGAUAUAUACAGAAGAAUCAUGUAAAUCCCUCUACAUUGAUAUAGGAGGGUUCUGUAUGCGUGUGUAGAUAAAAUAUGAAUGUUUCAUUAUGAAAUGUGUUUAAUGCAUUAUACUGUA